UUCACAAAACGAGUGGCAGCAGCAGCAGCUGUGGUGGUCGUACCCGGACGGACGCUGCUGAACGCAGUGCUCUCACUAGCCUCUCAGUAACGUCUUGACUAUAGUGAAUAAUGAUGGGGAACAGAUAGUUAUGAUUACUUUAUUUAUAUAAAAACUCAAUAUGGACAAAAAACUACAUGAAGUUUAAAAAUACAGAACAUUAAUCAAAAUUAAUCACUUCUAAAAUGAGGACAAACAUGGUGGCGAAGGUGACACUAGUGAUUGUGGUGGUAAUGACACUCGCCUCACCAGCACAUGCCUUUGUAAACCAAUUGUUGGAGGACUUGUAUGAUAUCAUCUAUGACAGAUUUGUUAAGCCUGUAGUGGAAACUGUAGUAGGAGGCGGCACUGGAUUAGUGUUCAAUGCCCUCACAUUUAACUUCCUAGGCUUACGGCCAAACAUAGAAAGAAUUUUUACGACUGUGGUGAUAGAAGGAGGAGGGGUCCUUAUCAGUACCAUCGCUGAAAUCAUAUAUCUUAUUGUAUUGGGAAUCAUAGAAACAAUCAUCUGGAUCAUAGCAGAAACAGUUGAAGUAAUAACGGACAUAAAAAUAAAUAUAAUAUAUAGUACCCUCCAGCUCUUACUUGAGUUUAUCAGUCCAGGAGGUCUUGGCUUGUUUGGCUUGAGAGAGAUCAGUGGACGUUUGAACAAUAAAAUUGCCUACAGCGCAGACACCCCUGCCAGUAAUGAAUCAGCAUUAGUGUUGAGACAUCACAGAAGUGCGGACACAGACUAUAAGCUGAAGCAGGACUUCGAAAAUGCAACUUCACGUGACCCUCUGCAGUGUGUUCCUCUUGUGUUCUGUGCCAUUUAUGCUGACUCUGAAGACCUUGUUUCCACUGAAGAAGCAGCAUUUAGGAAAGUCUUCAGACCAUACUUCGCAGGAGAGUCAGUCCCAGACUGGGCACAACCGUAUGUUCGUGCGGCAGACAUAGGCGCUGCCACAAAAUCUUCAGAAUCCUGCAGAGAGACAUAUUCAUCAUGCGGUUUUUCUCCAAAUCAUUUAAGGAAACUCAUUGCACAAGCAAUGAAUACAAAAGUUAAAUUCACUGAAGACUAAAGUGAUAAACUGUGAUGAAUUUUGCUAUUAUACUAUGACAGAACUGCCAUAAUUACAAGUAUUGUACUGAAGUAAAACAACAGUGCAGUGGGACCCCCUGUAUCCUCGGGUCCAGUAUCCACCGUUUCAGUUAUCUGUGGUUUACCGUGGCCCAAAAAUAACCUUUAAUUUUGCUUAAUAAUGGCCUCAAAGUGCAAAAGUAGUGAUGGUGGAAGUUCUUCAGAGCUAAAGAGAAGCCAUGAAGUGCUUCCCAUCAGUGAAAAAGUGAUAAUUAUCUGCUGGUGUGUAAUUUAUCAAUUAAAUUACACACAAAUGGCAUACAUAGGGUUCCCUACUAUCCAUGGUUUCAGCGUCUGUGGCAGGUCCUUGGAACGUACACCCCAUGGAUACAAGGGUCUUACAGUACUGUGAUUUUAUUCCUUAACAAAUUUGCUCAAUGCAAAUAGACAAAUUUGCAUGAAUUAAAGUACAGUGGAGCCCUAGUGUUUGAACUUAAUUGGUUCCUAGGUGGUGUUGGAACUGCAAAAAGUUCAGUGUCCAAAACAGUAUUCCCAGGUUUUAAUUAUCAGCCCCUCACACUGGAAAAUGUUGAACUGACUCUUCCAAAAGUCUCUGAGAGUUAGGUUAGUGUUAGUGGCCACAUCAAAACACUUUUGAAACAGGGCUUUUGUGUAAAUUUUCUUAUAACUAAAUUUUAAACAAGUGCUUUUGAACUCCAGAAAAACAUUAAAAAAUCAGAUAAAUUUUUUCUGAACAAAACUGUUAGGACUCUGGUUUGUUCAAGGUCCGAUACGUUAAAACACUGAGGUUCCACUGUAUUGUACGUACUUAAGAUGCAACAAGGGUAGAUAGAUACUUAAUGCUUGAUACAGUGUUUUACUCAUGAGUGAGAUUUAUCGAGUACGUGACACAAUGAGAAAAAUUACAGCUCAUACAGGUGUAAAUAGUUGUGGAUCUCUGCCAAAAGCUUACUGGCUCACAUUAGGUUUCCUCCAUUCCAAGAUGGAGUGUGCUGUGGGAGUCAUCAGUGUGAACAUACAGUUUUGUUUUAUGGUGUUAGUUUGAUUAUAGAUUACUCCAAAUAUCUACAUUUAAUUUUGUAAUUUUCUUGAAAUAGCUUUGUCAUAUGUUGUGAUGUGAGAGUGAGUGCUGCAUUGAUCAUGUUGUCCACUUUACAGGAGUACUUGUACUUCGGUAGGUAUAUAGGAAGACUCCUAGCAGUUUCUCCAAUUUCAAGAUGUUAUAGAUGUCUGCUGCGUAGGGUGUGGAGGCCCUCGUGUUGUCUUGAAUUGUUUAGUGGUAACCACAGCAAUAAUGGUGUUGAAUUUGUUUAAUAUAGGGGUCACUAUGCCAAGUCAACACAAUGCUGUGGUUGCUACCAAAACUAUCCAAAACUUCAUGAGGACUGCAGUGCCCUACAAAGAAUCUAAGGAUGCAGGAUUCUGUGCCUACAGAAAUGAAAGCAUCUGUAAAAUGAACAACACAAACAACGCAUGUGUGUAAAAUCACAACACCCACUCUCACAUCAUAGCAAGGAACGGAGCCAGGCCACUAUUUCAAGAAAAGCACCAAAUUAAAUGGAAGUACAGUGGACCCCUGACAUAUGAUGUCCCCAGCCUACGUUAAAACUGACCUUCGAUGCUUUUCAGCGUAAAAAUUAGACCCCAAUGUAUUGAAAAACUCGACUACAGCAUUUGCCCCAUACUGCAUCCACACGUCUGUCCACCUGAGCGCGCCUCAGCUGGCCUGCCUUCAGUUAGUGUGCCAAUGUUUACAAGUCAAAGUGGUCACUCCCACGCAUACAUUCGGAAUAUUUGGUAUUAUUCCAGUGUUUUUAGUGCUUCUAACUGCUAAAUAAGCCACCAUGAGCCCAAAGAAAGCUUCUAGUGCCAACCCUGUAGUAAAAAGGGUGAGAAAUACUAUCGUACCACGUCAGCUGCUGCUGCUGCUGUAACAAGGGCUGGUGGUGCUGCUGUAGCACCAGCUGCUGCUGUAGCACCGUCAGCUGCUGCUGUAGCACCAUCAGCUGCUGCUGUA
Messenger RNA from Cherax quadricarinatus, 3137 nucleotides. RefSeq lists its product as uncharacterized. The record is from RefSeq and is a predicted model, not a curated record. Lineage: Eukaryota; Metazoa; Arthropoda; Malacostraca; Decapoda; Parastacidae.